AGAAGGAAUAGGUACUAUUACUAGAGAAGAAGCUAUUAAUUGGGGAUUAUCAGGCCCUAUGUUACGAGCUUCAGGAGUUCAAUGGGACCUUCGAAAAGUAGAUCAUUAUGAAUGUUAUGAUGAGUUAGACUGGAAAAUUCAAUGGCAGAAAGAAAGAGAUUCAUUAGCUCGUUAUUUAGUAAGAAUUGGUGAAAUGAAAGAAUCUGUUAAAAUAAUUCAACAAGCUUUAAAAGCUAUUCCGGGAGGACCUUUUGAAAAUUUAGAAGCACGCCGACUUAAUCAAGGAAAAAGUUCAGAAUGGAAUUUAUUUGAAUAUCAAUUUAUUAGUAAAAAACCUUCACCAACUUUUAAAUUACCUAAACAAGAACAUUAUGUUAGAGUAGAAGCGCCAAAAGGAGAAUAUGGUAUUUUUUUAAUUGGAGAUGAUAGUGUUUUUCCUUGGAGACUUAAAAUUCGUUCACCUGGGUUUAUAAAUUUACAAAUUCUUCCUCAAUUAGUAAAAGGGAUGAAAUUAGCAGAUAUUAUGACAAUUUUAGGUAGUAUAGACAUAAUUAUGGGGGAGGUUGAUCGUUAGAAUGAUUUCAAAUAUAAAUUUAGAAGAUUAAUUUUUUAAUUUUUUUUUACAUUAGAUUUUUCUAAAGAAUUUUUUAACUUUUGUGGAUUAUUUUUUCUAUUUUAAUUCUUAUGUUAGGGGUUACUAUUGGAGUAUUAGUACUUGUAUGGCUUGAAAGAAAGAUAUCUGCUGCAAUCCAGCAACGGAUUUGACCAGAAGAUGCUGGUCCUUUAGGAAUGCUUUAGCGGAUGGAAUUAAACUUUUUUUAAAAGAAGAUAUUGUUCCAGCACAAGGCGAUGUUUGGUUAUUUAAUAUUGGACCUAUUUUGGUUAUUAUACAAGUUUUUUUAAGUUAUUUAGUAAUUCCUUUUGAAUAUAAUGUUAUUUUAGCUAAUUUUAGUACAGGGGUGUUUUUUUGGAUUGCUGUUUCUAGUAUUGUUCCUAUGGGACUUCUUAUGGCUGGUUAUGGGUCAAAUAAUAAGUAUUCUUUUUUAAGUGGUUUAAGAGCUGCUGCUCAAUCUAUUAGUUAUGAAAUUCCCUUAGCUUUAAUUGUUUUAUCUAUAGCUCUACGUGUGAUUCGUUAAAGUACUUAAAAAAAUUUAGUAAUAAAAUUUUUAAUUUUUUAAUAAAAAACUAAAUAGUCAUAUGGGUGAGAUUAAACAGCAUUUGAAUUUGCAGUAAAAAAAUCAAGUCCCAUCCUCUUUGUACAAGAGUGAAAGCUAUAUACAAUAAAUUAAGAAAGUAUAUUUUCCAGGUAAAAGAGUAGCGAUCUAGUACUGACAGCGAAAAAAAAAAUCAAUAAUAUAAUUUUAUUAUAUAUAUUGAAUAAGCAAGAGUAGAAGGUAAGAAAACCCAAAAUACACAAAAAAUUAGUAAAAAUAUAUAAAAUAUAUUAAAAUGAGAAUAAGGACUUAAUAUUAGUAGAGAUUUU
Messenger RNA from Marchantia polymorpha subsp. ruderalis, 1483 nucleotides. Lineage: Eukaryota; Viridiplantae; Streptophyta; Marchantiopsida; Marchantiales; Marchantiaceae. The record is from the annotation of a GenBank genome assembly.